CGUACUUCACGCUGUGUGCUUGUCAGUGAAUUAGAGUUGAUUAAAAUGAUUAUGAUUGCUCGGUGAACUCGACGGAGGACCUUUUGUUUCUUCUCGAGGAAUCCGGAAUUAUCUUGGACAUCGUACGCGGAAGUAUCGCUCUUAUGAUCGGCCGAUGGAUCAACACGCGAAGAAAAGUCGUGUAUUCGAGUAUUGGCCGGUGAUUCGCAAAAGGAAAGCUAACAAGGAUGAACCAUGCGAAGGUACAAGAAAACCGCUUUGGGCACAAUAAAAUUCGUCGCAGACAACUAAGAAAAAGCAGCUCACCACCGAAUAAAAUGGUGGGAUUAGGCAGCGACGAGCUAUUUAUUUCGACUGAUAUCAACAAUAUGGAAUUGGAGAUCAACUCUGAAGAUGAGAGCGAUGAAAACGAAAAGGGCGAUAUACAGCGACUGAUACCGUCGGACAGCGAGAGUGUCGUAUUUAGCAGCGGAAAAAAGGACAAUCAAAGGAAUGAGGUGGAAAAUGCGGACGAUGAAACCGUCUGGUCUAUAUCCAUCCAGAUGUUUAUACCCUUCCUACUUGCCGGCUUCGGCAUGGUUGCCGCUAGUUUGCUGCUAGAUGUGGUGCAGCAUUGGCCAGUGUAUCAAGUGGUAUCUGAGGUAUACAUAUUAGUUCCUGCGUUACUGGGUUUAAAGGGAAACCUGGAGAUGACAUUGGCCUCCAGAUUGUCGACCCAAGCUAAUCUGGGUCAAAUGGAUACGACGAAACAACAAUGGACAUUGGUUAUGGGAAAUUUAGCUUUAAUCCAAUGUCAGGCUAUGGUAGUUGGUUUGCUGGCGUCCUUAGCGGCCGUGAUCCUUGGUUGGAUUCCGGAAGCUCACUUCAAUAUUCACCAUGGACUCUUAUUGUGCGCCAGUGCCUUGAUCACCGCUUCCGUAGCCAGUUUCUUUCUGGGCCUCGUGAUGGUUGCAGUCAUAUUAUUGUCGCGACGAAUGAACAUCAAUCCUGACAAUGUCGCUACGCCGAUCGCGGCUUCCUUAGGAGAUCUAACUACUUUAGCUCUUUUAUCCUGGAUCGCUUCUAUAUUAUAUAAAGCAAUAGGUAGCGCUCCGUGGACAGCUCCAUUAUUGAUAGUAUGUUGUGUAUUUAUAACUCCUGUAUGGGGUUACAUAGCAGCUAGAAAUCCAUUUACUAAAGAAGUAUUGGAUUACGGCUGGACGCCUGUGAUAUCCGCGAUGUUAAUUAGCAGUCUUGGUGGACUAAUUUUGGACUACACCAUAUCAAGCUACAAGGGUAUAGCAGUCUUUCAAUUAGUAAUUAAUGGUGUUGGGGGAAACUUGGUCGCCGUUCAGGCCAGUAGAAUAUCGACGUCUCUACAUAAAGAUUAUCACACAGGUGUUCAAAAGACUCUGAACAUUUGCAUUAGUCCAUUCCACGCAUUUUUUGCUAAAGGAGGACAUGCGAGGACAGCUAGAGUAUUGCUGAUGAUGGUAAUACCAGGGCACUUAAUCUUUAGUUAUACCAUUAGUUACCUUCAGGCGGGGCAUACCUCGUUCACGCCUAUAUUUAUCACGAUAUAUUUGAUCGCUGCAAUGUUACAGGUAAUCCUGUUGUUAUAUAUUGCGCAAUUAAUGGUUAUUUGGAUGUGGACAAGAGGUAUGGAUCCAGACAGUUCCGCAAUACCAUAUUUAACAGCAGCAGGCGAUCUUAUAGGAACUGCGCUUCUUGGAAUUGCCUUCCAUAUUCUUUAUGCCAUAGGCGACGGCGACUCAGACGUAGGAGAUUAA
Molecule: messenger RNA, 1769 nt
Organism: Mycetomoellerius zeteki
Lineage: Eukaryota; Metazoa; Arthropoda; Insecta; Hymenoptera; Formicidae
Product: solute carrier family 41 member 1
Exons: 7
Coding region: 228-1769 (513 amino acids)
Biological process (GO): monoatomic cation transport
Cellular component (GO): plasma membrane
Molecular function (GO): monoatomic cation transmembrane transporter activity
Source: RefSeq, a predicted model, not a curated record